Messenger RNA from Gongylonema pulchrum, 126 nucleotides. Lineage: Eukaryota; Metazoa; Nematoda; Chromadorea; Rhabditida; Gongylonematidae. The record is from the annotation of a GenBank genome assembly.
AAAGAUGGCGUGACGAAAAUUCUUGGCACCGGGCGACUGAACGAUUUCGAGCGGAAACUUGUUGAAGCCGCAAUUCCGGAGUUGAAGAAAAAUAUCAGUAAAGGUGUUAAAUUUGUGAGCGGCUAA